AUGUCUCUCUCAUCAGGCUCAAUCCCGUCAUUCAAAGAGCGUCGACCUUUCCAUGCCCGAGAAAAGGAUGUUGCGGAAAUCAGACGUCAACAACCGAACAAAGUACCCGUUAUCAUUGAGAGGUUCGAUGGAGAGCGCAGUCUUCCACUCAUGGACCGUUGUAAAUUUUUGGUACCGGAGCACAUUACUGUUGCGGAGCUGAUGCAUAUCGUCAGGCGCAGGCUUCAGCUACAUCCAGAACAAGCUUUCUUCCUUCUAGUCAAUGAAAAGUCGGUUGUUUCGAACUCGAUGACAAUGUCUCAACUCUACCAAACGGAUAGAGACCAAGACGGAUUCCUCUAUAUGGUUUAUACUAGUCAACCUGCAUUUGGAUAUUCAUAUAAUUCACAUUCUCACUCAGGUCAUUGUUAG
Molecule: messenger RNA, 411 nt
Organism: Angiostrongylus costaricensis
Lineage: Eukaryota; Metazoa; Nematoda; Chromadorea; Rhabditida; Metastrongylidae
Source: the annotation of a GenBank genome assembly